Messenger RNA from Halichondria panicea, 6278 nucleotides. RefSeq lists its product as uncharacterized. The transcript is spliced from 29 exons. Lineage: Eukaryota; Metazoa; Porifera; Demospongiae; Suberitida; Halichondriidae. The record is from RefSeq and is a predicted model, not a curated record. The coding region runs from base 68 to 6028 and encodes 1986 amino acids. Gene Ontology annotation, biological process: autophagosome assembly; peptidyl-serine phosphorylation; regulation of autophagy. Gene Ontology annotation, molecular function: ATP binding; DNA binding; protein serine/threonine kinase activity. Gene Ontology annotation, cellular component: cytoplasm; membrane; autophagosome.
AAGCUAGCCUUUUUUCAGUACAUCAAUAGUAAAUAAAGCUAUAAUUUAAAGCCUAGACACAUUGACCAUGGGAAACAACAGUUCCUCUUCCCAGCCUCAGGUUGGAGCUGUGGAUGCAAGCGAAUCAUAUGAUUAUGAUGGCUGGGAAAUUGUUGAGUCCAGCAAAGAUCAGCCUGGGGAGUUCAAUAUCUCGUCGGCACAAACAUCGUAUCUUAAGAGUGAAUCAUACAAAUCUACUGUGACCAAAGGCAGAGGAAACUGCCCGAACUACCCAGAAGAAAAGCCACCUCCUUACACUGCAGUUUCAGCUUCAAAGAAAUGUAAACUUGCAGAAGACGAUGAAUUUAUCCCAGCCAGUGAACGUUCUGCCGUUGAAGGAGAUUGUUCCUUGGAUACGUGUACACUGCCAGAUAACAUGGCCGUGGAUUUGACAAUCGAUCACGAAAAACUCGGUAGUGGCAGUUACGCCUCAGUCUAUCUUGGAGACUAUAAGGGCAAGCCAUGUGCAGUAAAGAAGUACCAUUCAUCUCUGCUUCAUCACAUUGAAACAAGGAAACAAAAGAACUAUCGAGCUUCUUGCUUUAAAGAUGAAAUCGAUAUCUUGAAUGGUAUUCACCAUCCCUGCGUUGUGCAAUAUUUCACCCACUAUGAAAAAUGGGACGAAAACUAUCGUUUCCAGUAUAUAGUGAUGGAAAGGCUUCACGGGAACUUGGACGAUAUAUUGGCUGCAGGUCAAACAUUCAACAAGCAGAACACCAUGUCAAACAUUGCAUCAGCUUUAGAAUAUAUCCACGACAGAGGAAUUGUUCACGGAGAUGUCAACCCCACUAACAUCUUGCUUUCGAAAGACGGUGCAAGUGCUAAGCUAGCUGACUUUGGAUGUGCACAGUAUCUGGGCCCUUCAAGCAAAAAUUUCCCUGGAAAUCCAGCAUUUAUGCCCCCACAAGUCUCACAAAAUGCUGAUAAACAAGAAGAGGUCUCUCAUCUCUCUUCAAAAAUCGAUAUGUUCUCCUUUGGACUAGUUUUACUUAUCGUGCACAAUGGCUCUUUUCCACAGCCAGACAUUAGUGGUCGUAUGGAUGGUUCUGAAAUUAUUCCAGAGACAGAAAGGCGAGCUAGUCUCAUCAUAUCGGUUAGACAAAAGAUGCCAGGCCUCACUGAACUGUUUAACUUUGCUAUCCAUUGCAUUGAUUCAGCCCCUGAUGCUAGACCAGACGCCAAAGACUAUCCGAACAAGUCUGACAGAAUCAACCUAGAGCCUUCUUUUGGUAGUGAAAGCUGCAGCGUUGCUCAAAUAAAGUCGAUGUCCACUUCAGUUACACCCCAUCCUUACAACAGUGAGGAGCCACUACAAGAGCAAACAACUUUGAAUGCCAUAAAUAUGGAUACUCACCUCCAUGCAGAUCAGCCAUCUCUUCAACUGUACACCGACCUCCCUGAUAGUCUGCUGCUAACCGAAAAACAGCAACUACUCAUAAAGCAGCAGACAAUAAAAACAGAGCUCAGCAUUGAGCUGGCAGAUGAUCCUCCUUAUGAAGGGGAAGAACAAAUGGAGGAAAAGCAUACUCAGCACCAUGCAAUAGUUACAGACCCGCCCACUGCACCUACUCUGCUGGACGGAAAAUUGGAACUGCAAUUGGCAAAAGAAAACAAGCCCACAACUGAACCACCAGAUUCUGAAAGUGAAGUACAAGUGGAUACUCAGCUCUGUACAAAUCAACCAUCGCUCCCUGAUGAUCUUCCUUCUGAAGGGAAAGGACAAGUGGCAGAAAAAGAUACUCACCUCUGUUCAAAUCAGCCAACUGUUGAGCUGACAGGACAAGCAGCAGAAACACACAUACAGUCACCCGUUACCAGAGAAUUGUCUGGAAAGUCACAACCUCCUAAGCAGCCUACAGAGCAAAAGAAAGUACUGGCAGAGUCCGAUGCAAUUAAAGCAAAGGAUAUUGGGCCAAGAAAGAGGGAACUUCCAGUCAGUGCAAAGGUCGUAUUAGCCCAACAAGAACAAGAAGAUGGAGCUGCUCUGCCGUUUAAACGCGUAAAGCUCACUUCUGAGUCAGACCAUGAGAGCCAAUCGCCCCUAGGGCCGAAAGGUGUGACAGGACAAGCGGCAGAUGCACAUAUACAGUCACCAGUCACCAGUGAAUCAUCUAAUCAGCCUACAGAGCAAAAGAAAGUACUGGCCAAGUCCGAUGCAAUUAAAGUAAAGGAUAUUGGGCCAAGAAAGAGGGAACGUCUCGUCAGUGCAAAGGUCGUAUCAGCCCAACAAAAACAAAAACAAGCUGAAGAAGAUGAAGCUGCUCUGCCGUUUAAACGCGUAAAGCUCACUUCUGAGUCAGACCAUGAGAGCCAAUCGCCCCUAGGGCCGAAAAGUGUGACAGGACAAGCGGCAGAUACACAUAUACAGUCACCAGUCACCAGUGAAUCAUCUAAUCAGCCUACAGAGCAAAAGAAAGUACUGGCCAAGUCCGAUGCAAUUAAAGUAAAGGAUAUUGGGCCAAGAAAGAGGGAACGUCUCGUCAGUGCAAAGGUCGUAUCAGCCCAACAAAAACAAGAACAAGCUGAAGAAGAUGAAGCUGCUCUGCCGUUUAAACGCGUAAAGCUCACUUCUGAGUCAGACCAUGAGAGCCAAUCGCUCCUAGGGCCGAAAAGUGUGACAGGACAAGCGGCAGAUACACACAUACAGUCACCAGUCACUAGAGAAUCAUCUGACCAGCCUACAGAGCAAAAGAAAGUACUGGCCAAGCCUGAUGCAGUUAAAGCAAAGGAUAUUGGGCCAAAAAAGAGGGAACUUCUCAUCAGUGCAAAGGUCUAUGAAGAUGAAGCUGCUCUGCCGUGUAAACGGGUAAAGCUUACUUCUGAGUCAGACCAUAAGCCCCUAGGGCCGAAAAGUGUGACAGGACAAGCGGCAGAUACACACAUACAAGUCACCAGCGUAUCAUCUGACCAGCCUACAGAGCAAAAGAAAGUACUGGCCAAGUCUGAUGCAAAGGAUAUUGGGCCAAGAAAGAGGGAACUUCCCGUCAGUGCAAAGGUCGUAUCAGCCCAACAAAAACAAGAACAAGCUGAAGAAGAUGAAGCUGCUCUGCCGUUUAAACCCGUAAAGCUCACUUCUGAGUCAGAUCAUGAGAGCCAAUCGCUCCUAGGGCCGAAAGGUGUGACAGGACAAGUGGUAGAAACACACAUACAGUCACCAGUCACUAGUGAAUCAUCUGACCAGCAAAAGGAAGUACUGGAUGCAAAGGAUAUUGGGCCAAGACAGAAGGAACUUCCCGUCAGUGAAAAGGUCACAUCAGCCCAAUACAAACAAGAACGAGAAGAUGAAGCUGCUCUGCCGUGUAAAGACGUAAAGUUCACUUCUGAGUCAGACCAUGAGAGCCAAUCUCCCCUAGAGCCGAAAUGUGUAACAGAACAAUCCGCAGAAACACACACAGUCACUAAAGAAUGGUCUGGAAAGUCCCCACCACCUAAACAGCCUAAAACGCAAAAGAAAUUACUGGCAGAAAAUAAUAUUGGGACAAGAAAACGAAAACAUUCCAGUGCAAAGGCAAACCAGAAGAAACAGCCAGAUUGUGUCUUAAAACCAAAAGCCCUUGCUCGAUCAAGAGAAGCUCGUGGAAGUUCAAAAUCCAUAAAGCCAACUGUUAAGAAAUCUCCCCCACCAACUAACCCGGCAACAAAACAAAGAAACAAUCGGACUGUUAGAAAACCUGUCGAGCAAACACAGAUGCCUACUAAACAAUUUCGAGCUGUACAAAAAGAAGAAGCUACUAACAAGCCGAAACCAAAAACACAAUACACCAAAAAGAGUGUGACAAAAGUCAGCACUGUUACCAGAUGUUCACGGCGAAAGAAUCCUACAAUGAAAUCACAAAUAAAAAGUGACGUGAUACCUCUAAAAUCUCCUGACAAUAUAGCUUCUGUUGAGAAACAAUCAAUAUCACCCAAUAGUGACAGUAGUUGUUUUCGAGCAUACCGCUUAGCCACCAGAAAGAAAGACAAAAAAGACAAGAAAGCCAUAAAUCGAAAAUCAACUGACAAGAGCAGAGCACUGCAAAAUGGUGAAGCUUCAUCUCCUCUUCUAGAAGUCGAGUAUAAUGCAGACGCUUCUUGUGGCAGUGAAGAAACUGUAAGUAUAGAAAAGAACUAUCGUGCGAGGCGUAGAAAAGAGCAAAGAAAGAAAGUAUGUUCUAAGCAACCUCUGAAACACCCUGAGGAAGAUUACGGGCUAAGGGUCGACCUGGAAAAAUCUACAGACAAACAAUCUUCUUCACAUAUAAAAACCAAUACCAGCCGUAAAAAUGGAAACCCUCGAAUACUGUGCUACAACAAUGGGAGCAAAAACUCCACUCCUGGUAAACGCGACAAUGGGUCUUCUUCCCAAACAAGAUCUAACUCUUCCAGUAAAAACACAUCGUCAUCAUCAUCAUCAUUAUCAUCGAACGGUAAUUGUGGAGGUGCCAGUGGGUGUGGUGGUAGCGGAGGAAAGGAUGAUGAUGAGGGAAAUAAACACAAUCACAGAAUCAUUUCAAGUGAGGAAAGUUCUGCUGAAGAGGAAUCGAGUGAUAACGAAGAAGCCUCCAAAGAUGUGGAUAUUGAUUUCCCUGCUGACAUACAGGUUGUAUUAGCCUAUCACAACCAAGUUAAAAGGGAUGAAUGUAUGUCCUCUGUCUACAAGUCAUUCGGUAGCCUUAACCCUGUAUACAUCAAAGAGCGACCCAAGCAAUGCAAGAAAAAACAAGCACGCAAGAAACAUCAACAGCAGAAGCAGGCUGUAACUAACACCAUAGUCGCUAAAGAAGCCGCUAAUAAAGCAUCCAAGGGCAACCACGCACCUAUCCCUGUGACAAAAACUCAGAGUUGGCAACAAAGGAAGAGGAAAAAACCGAGUACAGUGCGUGGUGGUGGUGUGGCUCUUGACUCUAACGAUUCCGAUGCUUCUAAUCCUAGCAUAGAACAACUAACCAAAUACGAGCAACCCAGCAUCACAGUUGGUGACAAUUUUGCUGCUGAAUAUGAAAGUGAUGCCUCAGAAGUAAAAUUGAAGCCGUGCCAUGGUAAAGCCACCAGUCCGACUUUGAAAACACCUCAAAUCUCAGUGGGCAGUCAUGAUAGUGCUGAAACAUUGAUGCCUGUUCAACCUACACCUUUUGAUGGAGGAGUUAGUUUCAACCCUCCUCAUUAUAUUCACCCCCCUGAACACUCUAGCUCCGCUGAUAGGACAUCACAGCAGCUUGAAAGUGUGGAGGGCUCACUUUCAAAAGCGGAGUCGGUUGGGGAAGAAAGGCCAUUGUUUUUUGCUCCAAUGCAAGAAGUUGGCCAGUCAAAAUCCCGGUCUUCAUCAGAAUUGGUUGUGUACUCACAUAAUCAUCGGAGAACCCACAGAUGUCAUGAAAUGAACACUGCGUAUAUGUUCCACUAUAUUCGCCCGCCAUCGAAUCACUGUAAUGGUCCAACACUGUUCAUGGCAUUACUUGGUCCUGCUGAGAACGAAUUAGCCCCUAGUCCUGGAGCUGUGGUGUUAGCUAGUGACCCAAGCACUGGUCAAAGUGGACCUUUAAUGGAAGCUACUAAUUGCAGGCCACGUCAGUGCUUCUUCAAUGUUCAUGGCAGAGAAGGCAAUGGGGUCCUUCUUUGUCAAUACAUUGGUGACUUUGUGACGUUGGAUGACGGUGCCAAGGAGCUGUGCCAGGUGAUGGUCGACAUCAUACAGUUCUUGCGUCAGAAACAACACGGACUAACAACCGUGGAGUCAAUCACAAUCGAUGUGCCUAGAGUUGUCAGUAUCCCAGAGUCUCAUCUAGUUCCUCUCAACAGUCAUCAAACAGCAAUAACUCUUAAAUUGCUGGUUAGACUUGUUGAGGAGUUCCUUGACCUCUGGGAGCGAAGAUAUCCAGGAUCCAGUUCUGUUGCGAUCAGUUCUCUCCGGUGGUUUGUGAGCUGGUUCCAUGGUGUGGAAGAAAGUGAUCAAGAUGUAGAGGCAGCUCUACUGGGAGACGCACUACUAAAAUUACUGAGAACACACUAGCAGACAUAUACGCUUAACUGGGAGAUAAGGAGUGGAAGUUGAGGUAUGUGAUUGUGUGUGUGUGUGUGUGUGCGUGCGCACAUGGUAUGUGGUUAUUUAUGUCCCCCUUCAGGCACCUGGUUGAUGUAUCAAACACCAAUUAAACACUGCAGGAUUAAUAGCGUUGACUCUAGAUUACCGUUAACUAUGGACGACUAAAUAUGUAUUGUGUUUCCUGUCAUGUGCCUUAUUGGUAAACUACACACCCCCA